CUACAGCUUGCACGCUCAAGUCCAUGGAUAGUUUUAACUUUUACACAAACGUGGUGUAUCUUGAAUGUUGUUGGGCCCCUCCGGUUAAUAAUAUUUCUAACCACAGCUUUUCAAAAAUCUUAUUUUUCUCCCCAAAAGAUUUUAUUUUUAUGCCAACAUUUCAUCUGCAUUAUUAAUCUACACAGAUAUUCAUGCUUCCUGCAACCUUAGCAAGAUUCUUGAAAGGAGAGCAAUUGAACUCUUUAGUAUUAUUGAUUUUCUCUUUUUCAAUUUUCACAUAUUCAAAUUUCUUUAGCCCACCAAGUUUUGUGGGUGGGUUUCUAAGUGAAGUUUUUGCUUCUCUAGUUACCUGGGAUUGCAUAAUUUGUCAUAUAAUGUCUUGAAGCUGGGACAUUUGAAGUUGGGAAGCUGUUUUGAAAGAAUGGCUAUUAAAACUGGGUUUCAGUAAAUUGAGUUAAACUGACAAAAUAUCUGUGAGAAGAGUGGGAAGCUCUGGUGCCCUUAUUUCCUUGUGAGGGUACAAAUGACUCAUGAAGGGAUUGCAGUUUUCAUGGUCUCGUUCAGUCGUAACUUCUUCAAUUCACUAGACCUGAAUUAUUUCAUUAUGGAUCAAGAAAGCACACAGGAUGUAAAACCUAAUAAUAACAGUAUUAUUCCAAAUGAUUCACAAAAUGUACAACUAAAUAUUGCAUCAGAGACUCCUGUACAGGACUCGGGUUCUGUUUCUACUUCAAGCAAUAACAAUCGAAAAGUUUCGCGUGAGGAUAUCGAACUUGUUCAGAAUUUAAUCGAACGGUGUCUGCAAUUGUAUAUGAAUCGAGAUGAGGUGGUAAAGACUCUACUCAAUCGAGCUAGGAUUGAUCCUGCAUUCACUACAUUGGGUAGCAUAGCAAUUGAAACCAGUACUGCUGCUGAUGUGUCACCCGUUAUGCCUCCGAACGGAACAAUUUCGGAUAUGCCUGUGAGCCCCUCAUCAGUGGCUUCAAGUGGCCAACUUCCUUUCAUUGGAGUCGAAAAUUCGGGCCUCGACACAGCUUUUACGUCUGAUGUGGCGAGUUCGGUGGGCCUACAGCUUACGACAGAUAACGGGGCAGGGAAUAUUCCAAGAGAUUCCCUGAGGUCGUUUGAUGAUAUCCCGUGGAAUUUUGUUCCCUUGAAUUUUUGCCUCUCGGAUCUAACAGCCGAUUUAUUGAACUUGGGAGAUUUAGGAGCUCUUGGAAACUACCCCGGCUCUCCAUUUUUGCCUUCUGACUCGGAUAUUUUACUCGAUUCUCCAGAGCAAGAAGAUAUAGGUAAGAGUGAUAUACAUUUUUCCGAUCACUUU
Striga asiatica is the source of this 1324-nucleotide messenger RNA. NCBI's taxonomy places the organism in Eukaryota, Viridiplantae, Streptophyta, Magnoliopsida, Lamiales, Orobanchaceae. The record is from the annotation of a GenBank genome assembly.